GCGUGAUCUCAGGUGCAGCCAUGUGUGACCAGACAUUCGUGGCGGUCACCUUUGGGCCGUGCGAGAGUUGCGACAAGGCAAGCCCCCUCAUGAACAUCUACAUCAAGACCGAGGCCAUCAACUACUGCUCCCUCUGCGUGGAGAAGAUGGCGUGUCAGGGGCUCCAGGCGGGGGAAAGUCUGGCCUCGCUCAAGAGGGAAAGUGCCAAUUUGAAAAAGAAAUUGGACGAAGAGAGGAACAAGCUCAAUGACGUCGAGUUAAGCAAGUUGGCAGAGAAGGUGGAGACGGUGUCGUCUCUUUCCAUCAAGACCAGACGUGUGCUCAAGGGUCAUAACAAUAAAGUGUUGUGCAUGGACUGGUGCAAAGACAAGCGGCGCAUGGUCAGCUCAUCACAGGAUGGAAAAGUGAUUGUGUGGGAUGCAUUCACUCUCAAUAAGGAGCAUGCCAUGAGCCUGCCGUGCACGUGGGUGAUGGCGUGUGCGUACGCACCCACAGGUUGUGCGGUGGCAUGUGGAGGUCUGGACAACAAAUGUUGUGUGUUUCCGCUUUCGAUGGACCCGAACGAGAACCCGGUGAGCAUGAAGAAGUCGGUAGCCAUGCACACCAACUAUGUGUCAGGCUGCACCUUCACCAACUCCGACAUGCAGCUCCUUACUAGCAGUGGCGAUGGCACGUGUGCUCUGUGGGACGUGGAGAGCGGACAGCUACUGCAGAGCUUCCACGGUCACACCGCCGACAUCUUGUCACUGGACCUCGCCCCCUCCGAGACCGGGAACACUUUUGUGUCUGGCGGCUGCGAUAAGAAAGCUAACGUGUGGGACAUGCGCUCCGGUCAGAACAUCCAGUCCUUUGAGAACCACGAGUCUGACAUCAACUGUGUCAAGUACUACCCCAGCGGAGACGCGUUUGCGUCUGCCUCUGACGACGCCACGUGUCGCUUCUACGAUUUACGUGCUGAUCGCGAAGUGGCCAUUUACCAGAAAGACAGCAUCAUCUUUGGGGCAUCUACCGUGGACUUUUCCCUCAGUGGUCGCCUGCUCUUCGCCGGCUACAACGACUACACCAUACAUGUGUGGGAUGUCCUGAAGGGAAAUCGUAUUUCCACAAUGUACGGUCACGAGAACCGUGUCAGCAGAGUUCGAUUGUCCCCGGACGGCACGGCGCUCUGCUCCGCCUCUUGGGAUAACACCUUACGGAUUUGGGCCUAGAUUCUACCAACGAGCAUCUGGAAUUGACAAUAGUUAAAACCAACCUUUAGCAGAAGAAACAAGAACAAAAGGCAAACAAAUAAAAAAUCCCAAGUGAAUAAAUUUAAAAAAAAAAAAUUAUAAACGUAGGGAGUUUCUUUGAACACUAAGUGGUGGUAUAUUUUCUGAAUAACUGAUGUCACUGACAACUAAUCAUGUUAAAGUCAAGUAAGGUGACUCGUUUUCAACACAGGUUGCUCUGUAUGUGCUUUGUAUAUAUACAAAAAAAUAUACUGUAUAAUCAUGAGUAUAAAAUUGGUAGGAAAGCAGUUUGUCUUUAAUUGUAUUUAUUCUAAUUCAAGCACUGUACUUUUCCCACUGUUUAAUUCAAUGUGUUGUUUGUUGGAGUCAAGCACCACAAGACCUGAUAUUGACCAUUUUGACAGCGACACGUGUUGAAUUGAUCACGGCAAAGGUUUAAAGGUCUUGAGAGAAUCGAUGGGCUAUUUUGGUACUUCUUAAAAAAAUACCAAAGUUACUGAAAAUCUCCAUUUCAUCAGUGUUUGACUCACUAUUUCUCAACAUUUGAAAGGUGGGAAAGUACCUGGUGUUAGGGAGAGAUAAGUGAGAAGCUAUAGAUUCUAUAGUAUAGAAGAUAAAUAACAGCAGAUGUAUCAAACUUUCUGACGGUUGGACUCCAGCAGGACAAACAUGUUGUGUUAUUCUUUCCCCACUUCCUCAUGCUGAGAAGUCAUGCAAAUCACAUUGUGUACACUGUUUUGGACACUGUCAUUGUCAAUGAAUUUGGAAACCACAAAGAAAUAGCUGGUUUGAUCAAGUAUCAAUCUCAAAUGAAAAAUGUAAUAUGCAGUACUACAUGGCAUAAAUUAACAACACGUGUAUUUUCUGAUGUGAUUUUAUCACCCACAACUGCAUCUAUUGAGAUUACAGUGAUGAAAUGGUUGAUCAUGUCAUUCAUGCUACAGAAAACCUAAAAUAAUUGUUAAAUCAUCUGAUGUAGGGCAAGAAAAGUUUGUAUUUUUGUCAUGUAUUUAUUCUCAUUUUUGUUUUGUGAAUUGAAACACGCUUCAGAACCACAUUAAAGCAAGCAAAACCUUUUCACAA
Molecule: messenger RNA, 2312 nt
Organism: Syngnathus typhle (broad-nosed pipefish)
Lineage: Eukaryota; Metazoa; Chordata; Actinopteri; Syngnathiformes; Syngnathidae
Gene: gnb5b
Product: guanine nucleotide binding protein (G protein), beta 5b
Exons: 12
Coding region: 21-1208 (395 amino acids)
Biological process (GO): G protein-coupled dopamine receptor signaling pathway; G protein-coupled receptor signaling pathway
Cellular component (GO): heterotrimeric G-protein complex; cytoplasm
Molecular function (GO): protein binding; signaling receptor complex adaptor activity
Source: RefSeq, a predicted model, not a curated record